Lathyrus sativus (Indian pea) is the source of this 348-nucleotide messenger RNA. NCBI's taxonomy places the organism in Eukaryota, Viridiplantae, Streptophyta, Magnoliopsida, Fabales, Fabaceae. The record is from the annotation of a GenBank genome assembly.
AUGGCUUCUCAUCUAAAAGGUGUUGCAAAAUCAUCUAUGUCAGAUCAAAUACGUAAGGAGUUUUGUGAGUACAAGAGAGAUAAUUCUGCAAGCACACAAAAAGACUUGCAGAGAUGGCUUGAGGGAAAAUUUCAGUUGAAAAUUAGUCAAAGAACAAUAUCAAACACACUUAAACGGUCGGAUGACUAUCUCUCUGCUGAAAUAGAAAAGGGAAGAGCAGAGAUCAAAAGACACGAACCAGCAAAAUAUCCUGACAUGGAGAAGGUUAUUUAUGAGUGGUUUCUCCAGCAUCAAGAACGUGUGAAUAUCACAGGAGAAUUAAUUUUGCAGAAGGAAAGAGAUACAUGA